CCUUAACCCUACUAACAAUUCUUGGACUGAGGCCCUUGAAAAUUCAUUAAAUGAAUUAAAAGGUUUAGAAAAUGAAUAUGAUUAUAAUAUAGAACUAAGUCUUGAUGCUCGUAAUAAAUUAAUUGAAUCUAGAAAGGAUGAACUUGCAGAAGACAAAAAAAUAUUUGAAUUAUUAUUAAAUAUUGUUUCUUCAAAUAUUCAAAAUGAUAGUUUUUACAAUAUAUAUAGAAAAUUAAAACAGCCUUUAAUAACCGAAACAAGAGCUUGUCAAGAAGCUUUAAUAGCAAAAACGCAACAAAAAACUUGGAGCCCUCCAC
Molecule: messenger RNA, 317 nt
Organism: Dentiscutata heterogama
Lineage: Eukaryota; Fungi; Glomeromycota; Glomeromycetes; Diversisporales; Gigasporaceae
Source: the annotation of a GenBank genome assembly